Molecule: messenger RNA, 411 nt
Organism: Bipolaris victoriae FI3
Lineage: Eukaryota; Fungi; Ascomycota; Dothideomycetes; Pleosporales; Pleosporaceae
Exons: 2
Coding region: 1-411 (136 amino acids)
Source: RefSeq, a predicted model, not a curated record
AUGAGCAACAUCACUAAGGCCGCUGGUCUCCUGAGCGACCUGCAGAAGCUAGACGAAGCGGGCCGCGACCGCAUUUUAGAUCUCUUGUCUGUUGAAGCUGUAAAGGACGUUCUCAAAGCCUCUCUUCGGCAGCAUGAUAGAGGUGAAGACAGCGUUGUGCCACAGAACUUACCUGCGACCGAAAAUUCUAGUGGGACGAUCCAGGAGCAAGAAGAAAGACCGGCAAAGCAGGCCAGGCAAAUUACUACUCUUCGAUACCGUAAGCGAGCUAGGAUUGAGAAAGAAAAUCCACGUGGUCGACUGGCUAUGGAAAAACAAGUCAUUGAAAUUGUGUCCGACCAAGAGAACGAUAAGAACAAAAACAACAAAUCGAAGGUCCGACGAUCGACUCGAUUAGAAAGGUAUCCCUGA